This is a messenger RNA of Canis lupus familiaris (dog), 716 nucleotides long. It is a transcript of the gene TAF13, whose product is annotated as TATA-box binding protein associated factor 13. The record is from RefSeq and is marked validated. NCBI's taxonomy places the organism in Eukaryota, Metazoa, Chordata, Mammalia, Carnivora, Canidae. Gene Ontology annotation, biological process: transcription by RNA polymerase II. Gene Ontology annotation, cellular component: transcription factor TFIID complex. Gene Ontology annotation, molecular function: protein heterodimerization activity.
GAGGAACUAGUGAAGCGGCUGCAAGCGAGGCUGCGGCUUCUAGGCUGGCCGGCGGCAUGGCCGACGAGGAGGAAGACCCUGCUUUUGAGGAAGAAAAUGAAGAAAUUGGAGGAGGUGCAGAAGGCGGACAGGGUAAAAGGAAGAGACUUUUUUCUAAAGAAUUGCGAUGUAUGAUGUAUGGGUUUGGGGAUGACCAGAAUCCUUAUACUGAGUCAGUGGAUAUUCUUGAAGACCUUGUCAUAGAGUUCAUCACUGAAAUGACUCACAAGGCAAUGUCAAUUGGAAGACAAGGUCGGGUACAAGUCGAAGAUAUCGUCUUCUUGAUUCGAAAGGACCCAAGGAAGUUUGCUAGGGUUAAAGACUUGCUUACUAUGAAUGAAGAAUUGAAACGAGCUAGAAAAGCUUUUGAUGAAGCAAAUUAUGGGUCUUGACACUUUCUGUAUUUUCUGAAGCUUCAUUAUUUUCUGGGGAAACCGUGUAUAAUAAUUGUAUAUUUUCCACAGUAAGGUCCCAGUAUCUAUCCAUGUAUAUCCAAGAUGGAGAAACAAAGUUUUCAGCUUUUAUUUUCAGAUCUUCAAUUUUAGAGUGAAAUUUGAGCCUUGAAUUGCCUGCCCUUAUAUGACUAUACUUGAAUUACUUGUUGGGUUUUAAUGACCACAUGUAAGUUGAAAUACCUUGCAAACCAUGCAGUUCCUUCUGACUUUGACCGUCUAAAU